UGGGUACACAGUGAAGGGUAUAAAACCCCUCUCUCUCGCUCUGCUACAGUUCAUUUCCUCUGGGAAUUCUGAGGUCUGUGGUCGUCAUGUUUGUCUGUAAGGUGACUGUGGGUCUUCUGGCCCUGCUGGUGGUCUGCUCUGUCAGAGCUGAGGAGGAGCCUGCUGUUGAGGAGCCUGCUGGUGAGCUGUCUGUAGGAGAACUGCUGGAGAGAGCCAACAGAGACCUCACUCGUGACUUUGAUGAGCCUGAGCUGAUUGGAGACAUCGCUGUUGAUGAUGAGAGGAACGCUGAUCCCUGCACCUCCCGCGGCUGCAUGUGGCCCAAGUCCAACGAUGGCAAAGUCUACGUGCCCUACGUCAUCUCCAACCAGUUUGCCUCCCGUGAGGUGCAGGUGAUCCAGCGUGGUCUGGACUCCUUCUCCUCUUUCUCCUGCAUCCGCUUCAAGCGCCGCACCAACGAGAGAGACUACCUCAGCAUCGAGUCCCGCAAUGGAUGUUACUCCUACGUUGGACGUCGUGGAAAUGCCCAGACUGUGUCUCUGGCCCGCAAUGGCUGCAUCUACCACAAAACUGUCCAGCACGAGCUGCUCCACGCUUUGGGCUUCAACCACGAGCAGACCCGCAGUGACCGCGACAACCACAUCCGCGUGGCCUGGGAGAACAUUGUUGACACCAUGAAGCACAACUUCAACAAGAUCGCCACUCUGAACCAGGGAACUCCCUACGACUACAACUCUGUCAUGCAGUACCACAAGACUGCUUUCUCCAAGAAUGGUAAGCCUACCAUGAUCCCCAUCCCCAACGCCAACGUGGCUUUCGGACAGGCAACUCAGAUGAGCCAGAAUGACAUCACCAGACUCAAGAAACUCUACAAAUGCUAGACCUUUCACAGAGACUGUUCUGCAGAAGGCUUGUAUUUAAAGUUGCCUGCGAUCAGAGCCCUCAAAGGAAAAUAGGAAUAUAGAAUAAUAAAAUAUUAACUGCA
This is a messenger RNA of Astyanax mexicanus (Mexican tetra), 985 nucleotides long. RefSeq names its product high choriolytic enzyme 2. Gene Ontology annotation, biological process: proteolysis. NCBI's taxonomy places the organism in Eukaryota, Metazoa, Chordata, Actinopteri, Characiformes, Acestrorhamphidae. Gene Ontology annotation, molecular function: zinc ion binding; metalloendopeptidase activity. Bases 87 to 881 code for a protein of 264 amino acids. The record is from RefSeq and is a predicted model, not a curated record. The transcript is spliced from 10 exons.